AUGUGCAAGAUCGAGCUCGAACUGUCGACUUACACUGUCGUGCGGGAGCUGCAGCUGUUCGUCGUGGCCGAGAGUCCCCUCGCCGUCACCGACGACACCCUCGAGCUGUCCAACCUAUGUGAAAGGUACACCUUCGUGACGAGGGUGUACUUGAAGGGCAAUGAGCCCCCGAUCGCGCCGGAGGUGACGGUCUACGCGAGCUAUGAGAACGAAAAGGGCCAAAUACGCGUGGUGGAUAAGAGCGUGAAGGUGCCGUUGCGGAUGCUGCUGAGACCCUGCCCGGCCGAGACGAGCGCGCCCUUUAGCCUCACGAUCAAAAGCACCGAGCCCGUCCUCAGCUUCAGUCAGAUAUUUCCAGAAUUCGUUGGCGAGUUCCAGUCGCGCCAGAUCACAAACUCUCUGGGACUGCAGCACUCCAGGUCCGGCCAGGUGGUCACGCUGCUGGCAGCCACCGGGGCCAUGCAGAACCGCUACCGCAUCCAGUCGAGCGACGCCCUGGCCGUGCCUUUGGUCUUUGAGAUGCUGAUCGCGCGGCUCAAGGACAAGUCCCCCAAAACAGCUGAGAAGCUCAGCUGUGGGCUCAGCCAGCAACAUCUGAAACUCGUCCAGGACAACAUGGACGCGCACUUUGAGUCGAGGCUCAGGGCGAGGGCUGCCUUGAAGGAGAUCGGCCUGCUGACGACCCAGUUGAGAAACAUCGAGAAGAGAAUGCUGCGUGGCAUGAGGGAGCGGAAUUCGAGAUCGCUCGACGCUACCGGACUCCCGGCCCUGCUCGACUCCACGUAUCGCGCGAUCUUCGCGCACCUCGACCAGAUAGAAGCCGCGCGAGCGUGGUGA
Copidosoma floridanum is the source of this 837-nucleotide messenger RNA. Its product is annotated as protein PTHB1. NCBI's taxonomy places the organism in Eukaryota, Metazoa, Arthropoda, Insecta, Hymenoptera, Encyrtidae. Gene Ontology annotation, cellular component: BBSome; membrane. Gene Ontology annotation, biological process: cilium assembly. The record is from RefSeq and is a predicted model, not a curated record.